This is a messenger RNA of Prunus armeniaca (apricot), 1287 nucleotides long. Lineage: Eukaryota; Viridiplantae; Streptophyta; Magnoliopsida; Rosales; Rosaceae. The record is from the annotation of a GenBank genome assembly.
AUGGGGGGUGGCAGUGGUUCCGUUGUUGUUGUCAACCGCGAUUCGGCCUCUGGUUGGGAAACUUUCAGGUUGUGGAGGAUUGAUGAAUCGUCUUUCAAUUUUAGAGUGUUCAACAAGCAGUUUGUGGGAUUGUCAAACCAAGACCAGGGAACCGGCCUAAUUGCAGUUUCAGAUUCACCUGGAAACACCGAAACAUUUCGGAUUGUAAGGAAUGAUGGUGAUCGAAAUCGAGUUCGCAUUCAAGCAUCCAAUGGUUUAUUUCUACAGGCAACAUCAGAGACACAAUUGACUGCAGAUUAUGGAGGCUCAGGUUGGGAAGAUGAUAAUCCAUCUGUCUUCAUAAUGACAAUAUUAAGUGACAAGACCUUAAGAGGUGAAUACCAAAUCACAAAUGGCUAUGGUCCAGAUAAGGCUCCUCAAGUCCUGCAGGAUCACUGGAACAGUUACAUCACCGAAGACGAUUUCAGGUUCUUAUCAUCGAACGGCUUGAAUGCGGUGAGGAUCCCAGUUGGAUGGUGGAUUGCAAAAGAUCCAACACCACCUAAGCCUUUUGUUGGAGGCUCCUUGCAAGCCCUGGACAAUGCUUUCACAUGGGCACAAAACAAUGGGCUGAAGGUAAUUGUAGAUCUUCAUGCAGUUGAAGGGUCCCAAAACGGCAAUGACCACAGUGCAACAAGAGAUGGCUACCAGGAAUGGGGAGAUUCCAACAUACAAGACACUGUGGCAGUCAUAGAUUUCUUAGCAUCAAGAUAUGCUAAUCAUCCAGCUCUUGCGGCAGUUGAGUUAAUGAAUGAGCCUAUGGCACCUGGCGUCAAUCUAGACAGCCUCAAAAAUUAUUACAAAGCUGGUUAUGAAGCUGUACGGAAGCACACUUCAAGCGCUUAUGUGAUCUUAUCAAACAGAUUGGGACCUGCAGAUGCAAAGGAGCUUCUCUCAUUUGCCGGAGGCCUCGAUCGCGUAGCCAUAGACGUGCAUUUCUAUAGCCUGUACUCGGACAUGUUCAACAGCUUCAGUGUGCAACAAAAUGUGGAUUUCAUCUACAACCAACGAGCUUCUGAUCUCGAUGCUGUGACCACUUCCAAUGGGCCCCUCACUUUUGUUGGAGAAUGGGUUGCAGAAUGGGCGAUAAAUGGAGCGUCAAUAGAAGACUACCAGAGAUUUGCAAAAGCCCAGAUAGAUGUUUAUGGGCGUGCCACUUUUGGAUGGGCAUAUUGGGCUUACAAGUGUAAAUACGAUCACUGGGGUCUUAGGUGGAUGAUCGAGAAUAACUACAUAAAACUCAAUUAG